Drosophila elegans is the source of this 438-nucleotide messenger RNA. RefSeq lists its product as uncharacterized. NCBI's taxonomy places the organism in Eukaryota, Metazoa, Arthropoda, Insecta, Diptera, Drosophilidae. The record is from RefSeq and is a predicted model, not a curated record. Bases 13 to 438 code for a protein of 141 amino acids. The transcript has a single exon.
GAAAAUAUCAAAAUGUCGGCAGCAAAAAACGAUCUAAACAAUUCAACAAUUUCCCAGGAGUUUAUAUUAAUGCGUCCCGAAUACGAUUUAAGAGUUAACCAACUGGAACGAGAUGUUUACGAGUGCGUCAGAAUUUUAAAUAAUAUUAAAAGUACUAAGGAUCAGAAAGCAUCUAAAAAACAAUCGGAAGCCGCGAAGUUCUUAGCCUGGGAGUUCAAUUUGAAAGAUUUUCCAGUGGAGAACAUUGCCAUCCGGCUUAAAGAUGGCCACGUUUAUCUUCAAGCCUAUAAAAACGAUAUGGAUAUCAAAAUAGAAAUUUUUAUGCCAGAGAAUGUGGAUAAAUCGAAAAUAUCAGCCAUAUUGACCACGCGUGGUAUUCUUACCAUAUCGGUUCCAAUCGUUUUAUCUCUUUCGGAUGAACAAAAGCUUAUGUCUUAA